AUGGAAGACAAUCAUCCAAGGCCACAUGCUAUAAUGUUUUCUCUCGAUUACCAAGGCCACGUCACCCCAUCUAUCCAUCUUGCCAUGAAACUAGCCUCAAAAGGCUUCACAAUCACCUUUGUCAACACACAAAUAGUCCAUCACCAAUUAACCAAAUCACAACCCGAUUGCACCAACACCGACGACUACGACAUCUUCGCCGGAGCGCGUGAGCUUGGCCUCGACAUUCGCUACAAGACGAUGAGUGACGGGCUUUCGUUGGAUUUCAACAAAAUACUGAAUCAUGACGAGUUCCUCAAGAGUAACUUGUAUGUCUUGCCAUCCCUUGCGGAUGAACUUAUCGGAAAUCUAGUGAAAGAAGAUCCCUCUAUUUCUUGUUUGAUUGCCGAUACUUUUCAACCAUGGGCGUUGCGAUUAGCCAAGAAAUACAAUCUUAUUAGUGUUUCUUUUUGGACUCAGCCGGCAAUAGUCUUCACUCUUGACUACCACUUAGACCUCCUCAAAAUAAAUGGUCACUAUUUAUCUCUCAAUGGUAAUCGUGAGGACACCAUUGAUUACAUACCAGGGGUUAAGUCAAUAGAACCGAAAGACUUGAUGCCAUAUCUUCGAGAAACGAAGGGGUCAACUGUGACACACGGGCAUCUACUCUUAUACAAGUCAUUCGAGGAUGUUAAAAACGUUGACUUUAUUCUUUGCAACACAUUGGAAGAGCUUGAAUACGAUGCCAUUUGGGCCAUACGGCAGAAGCAGCCCAUGUACGCAAUCGGCCCAAUAAUAUCUCCAUUUGGGUUCACCAAAAGCCCUGUUUCCACAAGCCUGAGGACCGAAUUUGACUGCAGCCAAUGGCUCAGUUCAAAACCUCAUGGCUCGGUUUUGUAUGUAUCAUUGGGUAGUUUGUAUCCAUCAAACAAAGAUGAUUUGGAAGAAAUAGCACAUGGACUUGUGCUUAGCAAAGCGAACUUCAUAUUGGUUCUUCGUCCCGACGCCGUUGGAUGUGAAGAAUCUUAUGCUCUACCAAUAGGAUUUGAGGAUCAAAUCAAAGACAAGGGUUUGAUUGUGCCUUGGUGCCGCCAAGUUGAAGUGAUUUCACAUCAAGCCGUAGGAGGUUUCUUGACACAUUGCGGAUGGAAUUCUGUUUUGGAUAGCAUGUGGUGUGGAGUUCCUAUGCUUUGUUUCCCUUUGUUGAUUGAUCAGGUUACUAAUAGAAAACUGGUGGUUGAUGAUUGGCGGAUUGGAGUCAAUCUUUGUGAUGGGAAAUCGUUGACCAGAGUAGAAGUAGCGGAGAAGAUCAACCGUUUGAUGAGUGGAAAAUCAGGUGAGGAAUUGAAGAGAGAGGUAAUGAAGGUGAGGAACAUGUUGAAGAAUGCCUCUACCAAGGAUGGAUCAUCGGAAACAAAUUUGUGCCAGUUUAUCACUAAUGUCAAAGCUAAAAUUUGUGAACGAACUAGAUAA
This is a messenger RNA of Morus notabilis, 1452 nucleotides long. Its product is annotated as UDP-glycosyltransferase 86A1-like. Bases 1 to 1452 code for a protein of 483 amino acids. The transcript has 2 exons. The record is from RefSeq and is a predicted model, not a curated record. Gene Ontology annotation, molecular function: UDP-glycosyltransferase activity. NCBI's taxonomy places the organism in Eukaryota, Viridiplantae, Streptophyta, Magnoliopsida, Rosales, Moraceae.